ACAUAACAUUUACAAGGAAGUGCAUUUGUGCGCGUGUCUCUUAUAUAGUGACGAUCAAAAUAUAUAUAUAGUGCAAAUAGUACGGGAUUUUCUUUUUCCGAAUUGAUUGUUCUAGGCGUGCAGUAACAUGACCAUAAUAUUUGUUCUUUUUACGCCGUUCUUUUCAAACUAUAAAUAAAUAUAUAGUAGUGAUUUCUCGUGUGUACGCAUAUUUUAAGUAAUGAACAUAAGAUAUUUCUGGAUGGAAAGCUAGAAAACACAGUCAUACCUACUUUCGUACUUCUAAAUUUUACAUUUGACUGUGUGUCGUAUUUAUCGGGUAAAAUUCUCGUAUGUGUACACGGAUUUAGGUGAAGUAAAAAUGUACUUGUAAAGUAAGGCGGGGCGAGGGCGGACGCAGUGGGCGGGUGUUAUCCCGACUUAUAUUUUCAUCGUGUACUGCAAUGUAUUACAAUAUUUUGAAUUUUUGUGCCUUAGGCUACAUUGCAUUUGAUAAAUUAAUAUUACUCGAUUAAAAAGUAACGUGGCAAAUUAUUGCCACUUGCUUACAAUUUUGUAGAGGGCAGCAAAUUUCUAAUAUUAUGUCAUUGUACAAUUAAUUCAUACACAAGACAUUUACUACGCUAAUAACUUAUCAAAUAAUUAUGUUAAUUCAGUUUUCUCUUCGUGUAACAUAUAGAAGCCUACUUGGGGGUAGUUACUACUUACGAUUUAAAAGAAGAAAUUGUGGCAACUGCGACUCAUAAAUUACUAGAAGCGCGAGGGAGUGGAAUUCAUCAUUUUAAAUUAAAUACACAGUUUGACCGACAACCCCGGCCAGUGUAAAAAGUUAGGUGCUCAUAUCGGAUCGACACGGGAGACGUAAAAUUUGGUGGUUAGUCGGUGCUGGGUUGUUGGGGGUACGGCCGGGUAGCCGUAGAGAGUUCGCAAACGAUACUUAGAUCGAGGCUGGAGAGGACUCCGCGCGGUGGUUUUCGCGCGUCCGGUUUACAGCGAGGACCGAGGGUGCUGAAGAGGUGCGUGCGUGGCCGUGGGUCGCGGUAGUCGCGAGUAAACGCCGCGGCGAGCGGUCGCAUGUCGCAGUGUGCUGGCAUGGCGCGGGAGUUCGCGCGGGUUCACGAAUUCUAUUUGCAACUGCACGAGCUGCAGCCGCCCGCGCCUCACUACCAGCACUAUGACAUGCUGCAGGCCAAUCCGAGCGCGGCCACGGCGUAUGAGUUGACGGCGGGCUCGGGCGCGCUCGCCUCUGCGCACGAGCCGCCUCCGCUGCCGCACGCCACACUCGAACAUCACGACCCGCGCAAGAGGAAGAGUCCCCAGUUUAAUGCGGAGGGCUACAAUAUGCCGGCGUGCGACGCAAGUUUGGCCGCGCCAUCGGUCCCGUCGACGCCUUCUCUUCCUUCACCCGCCAGCGCUACCCGCAAACGGAAAACCUCAUCUUUUGGUACAGGGACCACAUACGAGGACGAUGGAUGCGAGGAUUCGCGAUCAUCACGAACCUUACCGGAUAAGAAACAGAACCACAGCGAAAUCGAGAAGCGUCGGCGCGACAAGAUGAACACGUAUAUAACAGAGCUGAGUUCGAUGAUCCCGAUGUGCGGGGCGAUGGCUCGCAAGCUGGACAAGCUGACGGUGCUCCGUAUGGCCGUGCAGCACCUACGCUCGGUCCGCGGGGCUCUCUCGGCCUGCCCGCUCACCGCUCGUCCGCGCCCCGCGUUCCUCUCCGAGAGAGAACUCAACGCCCUCAUCCUACAAGCCGCCCAUGACUGCUUCUUACUAGUCGUUGGCUGCGACAGAGGCCGCUUGUUAUACGUAUCUGCUUCCGUAAAACGAAUGCUGCACUACGACCAGUCGGAGCUACUCGGACAAAGUCUUUUCGACAUUCUACAUCCCAAAGACGUUGCCAAAGUGAAGGAGCAGCUAUCGUCUUCCGACCUUAGUCCCCGAGAAAGACUCAUCGAUAUUAAAACCAUGAUGCCAGUAAAAGCGGACGUUAAAGCGGGAGCGUCGAGGUUCUGCCCGGGUGCGCGACGCUCCUUCUUCUGCCGCAUCAAGUGCAAGGCGCCUGCCGAGACUGUCACCACUACUAAGCAGACCGUCCCUGUGAAGGAAGAGACCGAACCCAACAACAAGUUGCGGAAGAAACAACCGCACGAGAAGAAAUAUUGCGUCGUUCAAUGCACCGGUUAUUUGAAGUCGUGGGCACCGGUGGACGUUUCUGAUGGGGGCAGCUCAGGCACUCCGGAGGGUGGCGACGAGGGCGAAGCUUACAACCUGUCUUGCCUGGUGGCGAUGGGGCGCGCACUGCCCGACAUCAUGCCGGCGCCCUGCUCCGCGCCCGCCAUCCCCCCCGCGCGCCAGCUGCAGUACGUCUCCCGACAUGCCCCCGACGGGAAAUUCUUGUUUGUCGAUCAGAGGGUAACACUAGCACUGGGUUUCCUGCCCCAAGAGUUGUUAGGCACGAGCCUGUACGAGUACGUGACUGGUCCAGAGCUGGGCGCGGUCGCUAGGACGCACAAGCAAGCCCUUCUGCGCCGCGACGCGCUGCAUACGCCUUCCUACUCCUUCCGACGCAAAGACGGCAACUAUGCCAGGAUACAGACGCAUUUCAAACCUUUCAAAAAUCCGUGGACUAAAGAUGUAGAGUGCUUGGUGGCCAACAACACCAUUGUGGCAGAGCCGCAUACCGCUCCAGGUCAGGACACAACACAAACUUCGUUUGACCUUUUCAAACAAAACGAGAUGCCCUCGCUGGUCGUAGCCCCGAGUGACUCUAGUGGCGUUUCAGAGGCGGACGUGGAAAUGCAGAGGCUCAUCGAUUCCCAAGUGGAAUCGCACAAGAUCGGGAGCGCUAUUGCUGAAGAGGCGCUAACGCGAUCCUCCACGGAAUACUCGCCGGAGCUGCCGACGGACUUACUUCAGGACGCCGUCUUCAGUCAACAGGCAUCUCUGGACAACGUUCUGGGUGUGGAUCUGGCCGGGUUCGACCAGGUGCGCAACAACGUGCCGCUCAGCUCCGCCGGAGGGGAGAACUCCCCUCAGCCUGCGGACUCGUCCACGGAAGGUAUUACCACAGGCUCGUCGCCUCCCGUCUCUCCCACGCUACCCCCUCUUGGGCUCGACGGCAACGGUGAAGCGGCCAUGGCAGUCAUCAUGAGCCUACUAGAAGCCGAUGCUGGACUCGGCGGGCCUGUCAACUUCUCCGGGUUGCCGUGGCCUCUACCGUAGAUUUUUGAAAAAUAUCCUUUUUUAUUGAAAAUAAUAUAGGCAUAUAGCUAUGUUUCAAAACAACGGACGACCUACUAAGCGACUUGCCAAAGACUAGAAUGCCAAAUCAGCAACUUAUUUUUGUAUAAUGGAAUUGAUUACGGAACUAGACUUUACUACACUGGAUUAUGGAUUUUAUAAUCUUAUAAAUUGUAUACCAGGAACAACACAAGGUUAUUGAUUCACUUUUAGUACUGGAUAUUCCGUCCAUCCAACAAAGUCAAAUAGAAGACUACGCAGGUCGCUCCGAGGUUUUCAAUAAAAUUAUGACUGGGGUAGUAUUAAGUGUAAUUCAAAGUAAAAAUAAUAAAGAAAUGAAUUUAUUAAUGUACCUAAAUAGAAUCAAUUAUUUUUGUAGAGAAUUAUUUGUGUGCAAUUAUUUUAUUAUUCCAUUAGUCAAUUUUUUAAGAUGCCCAACUACCAACAAUGGUCGUCAAUUAAAGAAAAAUAUCUAUUGCGUACAAUAUAAGAUAGCAUCACGCCUGAACCCGCAGGGGUAGGCGGAGGAUGCCGUGUUAAAUCAACUUAAUUACGCAUAAUUAUAUUUUUUGCAUUCAUCGAAUAUUUAUAUACCAUAUUGUCUGUCAUUGCAAUAUGCUAACAAACAAUACAUCGAUUAAGUAGGUUUAUUUAUAUACUAUAAUAUUUCGCGAAAUGUUUAAAGUGUUUUGCGAAAGACCAUGGGUCCGACAACGGCAAGUAAAAUAAAAAAAGUUAUACUUUAAAAGUACAUUUCAAUUAGGCACGGAACAGCGCCGUUAACUUGUAUAUAAUUGGGUCCAUGUUGCCAAACAUUAUUGUCAACUGAUACAGGAAUAUGGUUUACCGUAUUCAUAUAUAUUAUGAAACUUAAUGGUACUUUAUUGUUAUGUAUAAAGAAAUGUUCUUGCAAACAUAAUGUCAAGGACUCUUGCAACUUAGCAGGGUUGUAGACCGAUGGGCUUUAGUGUAAACUGUAGUCUGUGACCAUGUGCAAUAUUAGCCGCUCGUGCUACCUGGUCCUAAACCAGUUCAGUAGGCAGUUUUGCCAUAUGAGGGUGCUACUAGUGAACAUCUAUGAAGAGAGCGAGGGCCAGCCAAAAUAUCAUAUGUGUGUAUAUUCAUAGUUAAUUCUAAAUGAAUUAUUAUUUUAUUAAGUCAUAUCAUGUUCGUUUAUCUUGUGAAAGUGCAUGUGAGGGUUAGAUCGGAUAAGCCGUCUCAUGCAGGCUGGGGCAGGGCAGUUGACGAUUUUGGCAUUACGUGCCAAGGGAAAAAUGCGUUCCAAUCGGUGCAUUAUGAGUGUAAAUACUAAAAACUAGAGUAAUUUAACCUCUACAUAUUUUUCUUUCACUAAAGUCCUGUAUUGUAAAUAUAAACCACAAGCCGUACUAGAGAACGAUAGUUGUAGGUAACACAAGGAUAUAUACAGGUGGCCCAGAAGUUCAGGUUCAAAAUGAAAAAUUAGAAAGAGGGACUCAUUAGCUACCAGAAACACCCCCAUGUAUGUUCAGCAAUUAUUUACGGUUUAGGAGAUAUGACCCAUUUUGUACCUUUUUUCUAGGUUUUCUACCUUACUUCAGAAAUAAUCAUUUUGUCGCUAUCCCUUUCUUAAUAAUUAAUUUAUUUUACUUCACAACUAUGCCUAAGGCUGUGUACCGCUCAAUCAAAGAUAAAUCAAAGUCAAAUCAAGUAUAAAAAAAAAGUUAUCGGAAGUCAAAGUGAGAAUUCGACCAAAAUUGUUACAGUUGUUAAAACUUCGCCGAAGAAUAAUAAACACAUGAGAUUGUCAUGGACCCUGAAAGUAUUUUUAAAAACUGCUCCAUUUAAUAGGCUUUUAGAAACAUCCAAAAAAAGUACCCUUAAUACAGGCAAAAAACUAAGUAAUUAGCCCUCAAAGAUUGCAAGACAGACAGAUUUGAAGGAAAAUUUGACAUUCUCAUAUAAUGUAGCUGCUACUUUCUAACGUUGUUAAAGGUGCUCAAAGACACAUUUUCAAGACAGACACUGUUGGUGAUUCAUAGACCAACAGUGUUUGGGGAUAACUUUUUCCUUGAAAUCUAUGUACCUUCAUUAAAAUACAAAUACCAAAAGUGACUGCAAGUUUUGUCUUCGGAUUGUUGCUAUGUCUACCCUGUUAGCGAUUAUAAGCGUGAUUUUUAUUUACUUUUAAUUGAAAAUGUGUCUUUCCUGAAAAUUUUUGUGUUUUUUACAAUUAUUUUCAAUUCCAUACUUUUGCGACGGAAAAUUCCACUUGAUAUCAUCUCAGAAUCAUGGCCUCAAUCACCCCUCAAAGUUUUCGUUACGAUGUCACUAACACCCUGUAUAGAAUAAUGUUGCUACCUAUAUUGUUUUUCUUUAUUUUGAUCAGAAUAAUAAUGGGUGGAAGAUGUUUUGUGCCUGGGUGUAAUAACAUUAUUUAUACACAACAAAGAUAAAAGAUGCAUAUGUCUGGUAUCCAUGAAAUUAGAAGGAUAAAGGAACUAUUUUUUUAAGGGAAGUAUAUAAGCGCUUCUUUGAACUAAUGUCUGCUGGAGAGCAUGUUUUGCGGCUGUAUCAUUUUCAAGUAUUUGUACAUUUUUACCAUACAAGUACUCUUAAUUUUUAGGUCGAAUUCUUUUUCAUUAACAUGUAAUGCCAAAAACGUUAACAGUCCUGCCUCAGAUCAUGACAUAAUAAGCCAUCUAUAUUUUAAUUUAGUCAUUGUAAAAAUAUAUUUUUGUUUAAUGUUAUUAUGUAGUUUAUUAAAAUAGUGUUUGGA
Pectinophora gossypiella (pink bollworm) is the source of this 6004-nucleotide messenger RNA. RefSeq names its product protein cycle (gene cyc). The transcript has 12 exons. Gene Ontology annotation, cellular component: cytoplasm; nucleus; aryl hydrocarbon receptor complex. NCBI's taxonomy places the organism in Eukaryota, Metazoa, Arthropoda, Insecta, Lepidoptera, Gelechiidae. Gene Ontology annotation, molecular function: RNA polymerase II cis-regulatory region sequence-specific DNA binding; protein dimerization activity; DNA-binding transcription factor activity, RNA polymerase II-specific. The record is from RefSeq and is a predicted model, not a curated record. Bases 1075 to 3228 code for a protein of 717 amino acids. Gene Ontology annotation, biological process: regulation of transcription by RNA polymerase II.